UCUCGCCUCCAGACUUCACACAACGAUGAAGACAGUGGCUCUGGUGCUCAGUGUGGCGGCGGUGGUGAUGGCGCGUGCGUCCCCUCAGGGAUAUGGAGUCCCAGGGACUGGAGGGUCCGGGGGCCAGUACUCCUCUUCCCCAGCCAAUUACAACUUCCAGUGGGACGUUGACGACUCUGCCUCAGGCAACUUCUACGGCCACAGGGAACAAGCAACCGACGGCAACGUCCAGGGCAGUUACUACGUACAGCUGCCGGAUACCCGCCGCCAGCUGGUGGAGUACACCGCUGACGACUCCGGCUACCACCCCGUCGUCACCUACGAAGGUCAGGCCGAGUUUGGUGGCGGCGGCGGCAAGGGGUCUUCUGGAUCAGGUGGAGGCUACUCCUACAGUGGUGGCAGCGGCGGCGGCAUCAGCGGCGGUGGUGGCCAGGGUACUUCUGCACCAGCUGGAGGCUACUACCCGUAGCCAUGACCUCUUUAUGCUUAAACUUUAAGACGUUUACUAUUUUUGCUUUUCAGUUAAGCCCUAACUGACCUCAUCUUGCCUAAUAUUACAUUUAGGAGACUUGUAAAUUAGUCACGAGUGUUUACGUUGUAUAUAUUAUAUACCAAAAAAGUCAUGCUGGUUUUGACAAAUAACUAUGGAUCAAGUAUAUAUAUAUGUCUUAAUAAAUAG
Procambarus clarkii (red swamp crayfish) is the source of this 679-nucleotide messenger RNA. Its product is annotated as pro-resilin-like. Gene Ontology annotation, cellular component: extracellular matrix. The record is from RefSeq and is a predicted model, not a curated record. Lineage: Eukaryota; Metazoa; Arthropoda; Malacostraca; Decapoda; Cambaridae.